AUGCCGGGUUCCGUUGUUUCACCCUCGGCGCGGUGCAUCGAAUCGGUCAGCAGCGAAGGCAUCCACGUCUCCGGCGCAGCUCUCCUCCAGACAGCCCUGUGCGUCGACAUCAAGUGCGCUACCGUUAACGAAACCUAUCAGAUUCGCGUCAAAGGAUCAACGACGUUUGUGGACUGCCCUGAAGGAUCCUCGGUUUCCGCAAGCGACCUGCAAAGCUCGUACUUCUCGACUGGCGCACUCAAAUGUGCGCCGUACGCGGAGGUUUGCUAUGCGAAUGACUAUGCCGCGUACAGCACCGAUGCCGAAAGCGCCGAUGCAACAGCGCCCGCCCGACACCGCCUACGUUCUCCUUACGACCUUUCUGCUCGCUCUGCCGCUGUAUGUGCUAGUGUAGUGAGGAAGGCAAGCACACAGGAUACGGCCACGCCACAAGCGACGAUUUCGACAACCUUCUCUCUCUCGCACUCAAUCCUGGCUUUGCCACCUCCUAUCUUCAGCAUCGCACUAAAGAAACAGUUAUAA
Bactrocera neohumeralis is the source of this 522-nucleotide messenger RNA. Its product is annotated as leishmanolysin-like. Gene Ontology annotation, biological process: cell adhesion; proteolysis. Gene Ontology annotation, cellular component: membrane. The record is from RefSeq and is a predicted model, not a curated record. The coding region runs from base 1 to 522 and encodes 173 amino acids. Lineage: Eukaryota; Metazoa; Arthropoda; Insecta; Diptera; Tephritidae. Gene Ontology annotation, molecular function: metalloendopeptidase activity. The transcript has a single exon.